UUCGCAUUCACCAUUUUAGAUGACCUGGUUCAAGGGCUGGAAGAUCGAGCGUAAGGAAGGCAGCGCAAACGGCGUUACCCUACUGGAGGCUCUGGACUCCAUCCUGCCCCCCACCCGCCCCACUGACAAAGCCCUGCGUCUGCCCCUGCAGGACGUCUACAAAAUUGGCGGUAUUGGAACUGUACCUGUCGGUCGUGUUGAGACCGGUGUCCUGAAGCCCGGUAUGGUCGUCACCUUCGCUCCCCCCAACCUGACCACUGAGGUGAAGUCUGUGGAGAUGCACCACGAGUCUCUGACCGAAGCUCUCCCCGGCGACAACGUCGGCUUCAACAUCAAGAACGUGUCCGUCAAGGAAAUCCGUCGUGGAAACGUGGCUGGCGACAGCAAGAACGACCCUCCCAUGGCUGCUGAUAAUUUCACCGCCCAGGUCAUCAUCCUCAACCACCCCGGCCAGAUCUCCCAGGGUUACGCCCCCGUUCUGGACUGCCACACUGCUCACAUCGCCUGCAAGUUCAGCGAGCUGAAGGAAAAGAUCGACCGUCGUUCCGGCAAGAAGCUUGAGGACAACCCCAAGGCUCUCAAGUCCGGAGACGCCGCCAUCAUCACCAUGGUGCCUGGAAAACCCAUGUGUGUUGAGAGCUUUUCCCAGUAUCCCCCACUGGGUCGCUUUGCCGUCCGUGACAUGAGGCAGACCGUGGCCGUCGGUGUCAUCAAGUCUGUCGAUAAGAAGGUCGCCUCUGGUGGAAAGGUCACCAAGUCUGCACAGAAGGCCGAGAAGAAGAAAUGAAUUCUCAUGCAGGACGUCCAACAAAAAGUUGCAUCUCAGCAGCAGCGGGCCGCCCCAUCCCUUCUUCUUCCCUGUCACCCAACGCCAUCUUCUCUGAGGCAGAGCUCUCUACUCAAGGACUGGCUUAUGCUGAUUAAAACCCAUCGGAAAAGUUUCCGCAGGAAAGGAAGGCUUGUGCCUUUUAGGGGAAACUAUGAUCAUGAUUAAGUUGAAACCAAAACAAUAAAAAUCUUAAACAUUGCCAAAUGAAAA
This is a messenger RNA of Morone saxatilis (striped sea-bass), 1039 nucleotides long. Its product is annotated as elongation factor 1-alpha-like. Gene Ontology annotation, molecular function: GTP binding. NCBI's taxonomy places the organism in Eukaryota, Metazoa, Chordata, Actinopteri, Moronidae. The transcript has 4 exons. The record is from RefSeq and is a predicted model, not a curated record. Bases 20 to 787 code for a protein of 255 amino acids.